AAAGGAAGUAUAAACAGAAUAACCACAUUAAAGUUCACACAUACCACGUGCUUUGUUCUUCUUCCUUCAUCGCAAUUUGUGGUUCAAAUUCUUGUAGUCGCUUCUUCGCUCAGAAUGGCCGUGUCUUCCGCCAGCGUUUCCCUUCCCAGCUAUCCAGAUUCAGAUUAUGCUGAGAUUUUUGUGGUGCGUCAUGGUAAAACAGCAUGGAAUUCUGAGGGAAGAGUUCAGGGACAAGCGGAUAUUGAAUUAAGUGAAUCUGGAAGAAAACAAGCAGUUGCAGUAGCUAAUAGAUUAUCCAGCGAACCAAAAAUAGGUGCUAUAUAUUCUUCUGACCUGCAACGGGCUUUUGAAACAGCACAGAUAAUUGCAGUAAAAUGUGGAGGACUAGAGGUUGUGAAGGAUUUGGACCUACGGGAAAGACACAUGGGGGAUCUUCAAGGCCUUCGUUAUUGUGAAUUAUCAAAGACUAAUCCCAUAGGUUAUGAGGCUUUGGUGUCUAAGGAUGAGGAUAGAGAACUCCCUGGUGGUGGAGAAAGUUUUGUUCAACUGUUUGAACGCUGCAAAUCUGCAUUGCUCAGAAUUGGAAGAAAACAUAAAGGGGAAAGAGCUGUGGUUGUGACUCAUGGUGCAUGCAUAGAAACACUGUACAAGUGGGCGAAUGCAAAAGGAAGCUAUGCAGGGAAAAUAGAUAAUGCAUCAGUGGCCGUUUUUGUGUUGUGUGGUGAAGAUAAUUGGACUUUAAAAAUGUGGGGUGAUGUUAGCCAUCUCACUCAAAACUGAUUUCUACACCAUUUUCUCAGCAAUUCAUGCAAUGUUAAAUCUCUAUUUACAGUUAUUUUUAUUUGAAUAAUUGUAAAAAGAAUCAUGUUGUAUUGUUUCAUAAAAAGACUCACUAUUGUUUCUUACA
Molecule: messenger RNA, 907 nt
Organism: Vigna unguiculata (cowpea)
Lineage: Eukaryota; Viridiplantae; Streptophyta; Magnoliopsida; Fabales; Fabaceae
Product: phosphoglycerate mutase-like protein 4
Cellular component (GO): cytosol; cytoplasm
Molecular function (GO): phosphatase activity
Source: RefSeq, a predicted model, not a curated record